GAGCUUUAUUUAUAACCAAUUCUGGUACAUUUGUCUCCCUCGAAAAACAAUCUUUUAAAAUAUUUGUUAAGAACUUUCCGCCGUGACUUUUAUUCUUGAUAGGCAAAAACAAACAAAAGGAAAAGGAGGGUGGAAAAAAAUCAAACAAAGCAAUUAAAAAGAUUGACAGGUAUGGUUCUGUAUGAGACCUAUUUGUAAUUGUCAGGGUGACGUUGGCAAGAGGAGGAGGAGUAAAAAAAAUCUGAAGCAGGAAAAGCAGCUCGAUGUGUCUGUCUAUCAGUUGAGACUGUCUGAAAGCUCUGGGAUCUGAAUGUGUGCUAUAUUUCAGUGAAAAGAGAAGAGAGGAAGAGUGGAUCUCUUUCUCUCCCAGGAGUUUAAACGAGGGGGGGGGACAGUUCACGUUAAUCUCUUCCACUCUGUGAAUGUCUCUGCUUCUCUCUCCCACCCCCACCCCCGCCCUUUCAACACACUCUCUGGGGGUUGCCUGGUUUGGGGGCUUUUGUUUGUUUUCUGUUGCAGAUCAAGAUCAACUAAAAAAAAUAAUCCAUGUUAAAAACGUGUUCGCAUUAUACUAGUAUCAGAAGAAGCUGCGAUCUUUGGAAGGAAAAAGAGAGAGAGGGGAAGCGAGGCAGAAAAGUAGUCCUCUCCGAUGGUGCCACUGUUUGAUCUGUGACUCUCUGGAAGGUGGAGGAGUGACUGACAUUUCCCAUCCGGUGUUAUCUGUAUGUAUGGGGGCUUUACUCCUUUUUUUUUUUUUACUGUUUGCUUUCUUGCUCAGACUAAGUGAUGGGAGGAGAAGGGAAGACCGGAUCGACCUCGUUUUCUGCACAAUGAAAAAGCUAUUAUCGGCGCGAUAAAAACCACCAUCGCCAAAAUCCACGAGCUUUUCUGAAACAAGCCAGAGAGCGAGAAAGUUGCGCUUUGAGACUCUUUGAUCUUGGAGAAAGGCUUGCGCGCGGAGCGGGGGGGGGGGGCGAGGGGGAGGCGAGUGAAGCGGAGGAAGAGCGCCUGAAUCCACCACCAUCUCCUCGUUUGCUGUGUUUUGCUCCACUCUCUGCCAAGGCGAAGAAGCAGAAGAAGUAAUCAAGGAAGGGUGGAGGGAAGAAGAAGGGGCAAAGGAGGAGGAGGAGGAGGAGGAGGAGGGAAAGGAAAAAAGACCGGAUCAAGCAAACGGAUUUGAGCUGCACGUCGCCGGAGCAAGCCAGCCUCUUCAUCUUGUCCAUCUCCCUGCCGCUUGCAUCUUCGACGGAGGGACCCCAGGCGCGAGGGAAAAGCGAGCAAGCGAGCGAGAGCUUUGUUUUGCGUAUCGAAGUAACUUUUCCACCCCUUCCUCCAAAAAAAGAAAAGAAGCCGCUGAAAAGACGGGAGGAGGAGAAGGGCAAGAAGGGUGUGUGCGCGCGCCUGUGUGUGGACGGGGGGGAUCGGAAGGUCAGAAACCAACCUUGUCAAUGAAAACAUUGCCUCAGCGAGUUUUUGGAGCGGCGGCGGCGGCGGCAACUGGCAUCACUGUGCCCAGCCUGGGGGCCGCCGCAUCCCACCACCACCACCAAGCCCACCACCGCCGCCACCUGCCCCUGCUCUGCAGCCUCGGCUCCUCCGCGGCGCCGCGAGGAGCUGCCCGGAGAGAAGGACGUGAGGGGAGCCUCCAGCGCCGAGCGGAGACCCCGCGCAAACUUUUUUUGCCCCCUCCCUCCUUCCCUUCCCCACCUUGCACUCUCCCCUGAGCGGAACCCGAAGUUGAGGGAGCCCGUUUGCCGGCCCACCUCCCUCCCUCCUUCUCCUUCCUCCCCCCCUUUUUAUUAGUGUUUUGUGUAUGUUUGUUUCUGCAUGAAAAGAGUGGGGAUUGCAAGAGUCCUGUGCGGAAACUCUCCAGCGGCGGCGGCUGAGGGAGGAGGAGGAGGAGGAGGAGGCGGUGGUGGCGGCGGCGGAGGAGGAGGAGGGCGGCUGAAGAGACGGCGGCAACACCAGCAUGCCGAGGAGAAAGCAGCAAGCUCCCCGGCGCUCUGCAGCUUAUGUUCCUGAGGAAGAACUGAAAGCAGCAGAGAAUGAUGAAGACAGCGUGGAGGAUGACGGGCUACCUCUGGACAUCCAGGAAACUGACUACAUGUGCAAUGAUGAAACGGAGAUCAAAGAGGCUCAAAGUUACCAGAACUCUCCAGUCAGCACAGCAACCAAUCAGGACGCAGGUUAUGGGUCGCCAUUCAGCGAAAACAGUGACCAGCUGGCUCAUUUCAAAAGCACUUCCUCCAAAGAAGAGAGAGAAGAUCACCAGUGCUUGGACAAUGCUUCCUAUCCACAGGACAGCUUGGCACAAAUAAAAGCUGUCUAUGCAAAUUUACUAUCGGAGUCUUGCUGGUCUAGUUUAGCUUUGGAUUUAAAAAAAUCAAAGAGUAAUGAAAACAGCCAGAAGGAAAAUACCACUAAUAGCAACUCUACUAUCACUACCCCAAGUACCAAUACUAGUACUAGUACCAGUACCAGUACCAGUACCAGUACCAACACUAGUAUCACUACAAGUAUCAGUAGUACUAGUAACAGUAACAAUAACAGUGGUGGCUCAGGUUAUGACUGGCAUCAAGCGGCAUUAGCCAAAACUCUGCAGCAGACCUCAUAUGGACUUCUCCCAGAACCUAGUCUAUUCAGCACAGUGCAGCUUUACCGGCAAAACAAUAAAUUGUAUGGUUCUGUGUUCACUGGUGCCAGUAAGUUCCGAUGCAAGGACUGCAGUGCAGCAUAUGACACACUAGUGGAGCUAACAGUGCACAUGAAUGAAACUGGACAUUAUCGGGAUGAUAACCGAGAUAAAGAAGCUGAAAAGACCAAACGGUGGUCAAAGCCCAGAAAGCGAUCACUUAUGGAAAUGGAAGGCAAAGAAGACGCCCAGAAAGUGCUGAAGUGCAUGUACUGCGGCCAUUCGUUUGAAUCUUUGCAAGACUUGAGUGUCCACAUGAUAAAAACAAAGCAUUACCAGAAAGUGCCUCUGAAGGAACCAGUACCAGCCAUCACCAAACUGGUGCCUUCUACCAAAAAGCGAGCACUUCAAGACUUAGCUUCACCUUGCUCACCUGAGCCGACGGCGAUCACUUCGGAGAGCACACUUAGCGAGGCAGGGAAGGACCAGAAAACUGCCAACCCCUAUGUGACUCCAAACAACCGCUAUGGCUAUCAAAAUGGUGCUAGCUACACUUGGCAGUUUGAGGCCCGCAAAGCCCAGAUCCUAAAAUGCAUGGAGUGCGGCAGUUCUCAUGACACUUUGCAGCAGCUGACUGCUCACAUGAUGGUCACGGGACAUUUUUUGAAAGUAACUAAUUCUGCUUCCAAAAAGGGGAAACAACUAGUAUUGGAUCCUGUGGUAGAAGAAAAGAUCCAAUCCAUACCUUUGCCCCCCACCACACACACGAGAUUACCAGCUGCAAAUAUUAAAAAGCAGCCCGAUUCUCCAGCCGAAUCUACAACUUCUGAGGAGAAGAAGGACAUGGAAAAGGAAAAGGUGAUCGUUCAUGAAACAGACAAAAAGAUUAAAGAAGAGAAUGAGGACUCUGCGGAAAAAUUUGAGCCAACGGCUGUGUAUCAGUACCUGAGAGAGGAAGAUCUAGAUGAAAGCCCUAAAGGUGGGAUAGAUAUAUUAAAAUCCCUGGAAAAUACAGUGACAACAGCUAUAAGCAAGGCUCAGAAUGGAGCACCUUCGUGGGGAGGCUAUCCAAGCAUUCAUGCAGCUUACCAGCUUCCAGGGUCUGUUAAGCCCAUUCAGCCAGCUGUGCAGAGUGUUCAGAUGCAGCCAUCGUAUGCCAGCAGUGUAAAAUCCUUGUCUUCGGAACACAGUGCACUGAUCCACUCGCCAGGGAACCUGACGCCACCACCUCACAAAAGCAACGUCUCUGCAAUGGAGGAGCUAGUGGAGAAGGUCACGGGCAAAAUCAAUAUAAAAAAAGAAGAAAAGCCUGCAGAGAAAGAGAAAUGUUCUCCACUCAAGCCAUUGUCACCUGCUUCUAAGGAGAACAAAGACUUUCCAAAAUCAGAGGAAACCAAGCAGCAGCAACAGCAGCAGCAGCAACAGCAGCAAAAAAAGGGCCCUGAAGCAGAAGUGCAGAAGGUCAAAAAGGACAGUCCAGCAGAUCCUCAUGCACUUAAUGGUACUGAGCUACCUAAAGCAAAAGUCACAAACGGCUGUAACAACUUGGGCAUCAUCACAGACCAUUCAGCUGAGCCGUCAUUCAUCAAUCCACUGAGUGCUUUACAAUCCAUCAUGAAUACCCAUUUAGGCAAAGUUUCCAACCCUGUAAGUCCUUCUUUGGACCCUUUGGCUAUGUUAUAUAAAAUUAGCAACAGUAUGCUGGACAAACCCAUUUACUCAACGACUCCGGCCAAGCAAGCUGAUGCUAUCGACCGAUAUUAUUACGAGAACAGCGAUCAGCCUAUUGAUUUAACGAAGUCCAAGAACAAGCCCCUGGUUUCCAGCGUGACUGAUUCGGUCUCAUCUCCUCUGAGGGAAAGUGCCCUGAUGGAUAUUUCCGACAUGGUAAAGAACCUCACAGGGCGCUUGACCCCCAAGUCUUCGACACCGUCUUCCGUGUCAGAGAAAUCUGAUGCGGAUGGGAGUAGCUUUGAGGAGACACUGGACGAACUGUCACCAGUACACAAGAGGAAAGGUAGGCAGUCCAACUGGAACCCUCAGCAUCUUCUAAUCCUUCAAGCCCAGUUUGCGUCUAGCUUGAGGGAGACUCCUGAAGGCAAGUACAUUAUGUCGGACCUAGGCCCACAGGAGCGGGUACAUAUCUCUAAGUUUACUGGUCUUUCCAUGACCACAAUUAGCCACUGGCUGGCCAAUGUGAAGUAUCAAUUAAGGAGGACAGGUGGAACUAAGUUUUUAAAGAAUUUGGACACAGGUCACCCUGUUUUCUUUUGCAAUGAUUGUGCCUCUCAGUUCAGAACUUCUUCUACGUACAUAAGUCACUUGGAGACACAUUUAGGGUUCAGUUUGAAGGACCUGUCCAAAUUGCCACUAAAUCAGAUUCAAGAACAGCAGAAUGUUUCAAAGGUCCUCACAAAUAAGACUUUAGGCUCACUUGGAAUUGCUGAGGAGGACUCAGGUUCCACAUUCCAGUGUAAGCUCUGUAACCGAACUUUUGCAAGCAAGCAUGCAGUGAAACUGCACCUUAGUAAAACACAUGGCAAGUCCCCCGAGGACCAUCUGAUCUAUGUAACUGAGUUAGAAAAACAUUAGCGUCCAGGUAAGCAGCCAGGUAUGCAAGUGACCACAGGAACAUUGCACUAAACUUCUUCAUAGUACUGCACUAGGCCUGAUCUGAGCCUCUGAAAUCAGUCUUACUUUUGUUGCUGAACUGCCUAUCUGGACCUUGGUUUUUCUUACAUACAUUUUGUAGUUAUAUUUAUAUGCUCUUUGUCUGAUCUGUGCAUGUUUUUUUAAAACCUUUCUUUUCUUUUCUUUUUCUGUGAGUCAAAGUCUGACCUUUAUUUUCAACAUCUGUCCUUGAUGUUAAGCUAUCUUUUGUAGAAUAUAGUGGGAGACACUAUUGAGAGACGUUAAUUUAGCCGUAAAGAAAGACACAAAGAACAAUAACAAAAAGACAUCCUAAAAUUACAAAGUUGCCAUGACAAUAAAGGUCACAGAACCCUGUAGUGUCAGUUUUUUUAACCCUCUGAGGACUGUAAUAGCAUUGUUGUGCCUUUCCCAAAGGAAUAUUUUGUGUUUUAAUUUUUAAAAAGGCAUUUCAUCCUAACAAAACUGUGUUAAAAUGUCAAAAAAAAGCCCUUAAAAAAUUGCAGUCUGAUUUGCAGAGAAAAGAUGCAUGCAGUUCUUUGACGAUGAUGAAAAGCUAUGAAGUGCUCAAGGGGUUAGAAAACCACAGUCGUGUUUAAGAAAAUAAAAAUAAUAAACAAAGUUGCCACUAUGCCCAAAUCCUCUGGAUGCUGAAAAUUGCCACUUGGCAAAAAAAAGUAUGCAAGUUAUUUAAAAAAUAAAAAUGUAAAAAUGCUUUCCCCCCCUUUUCUUUCCCCCCUGUAAGAUACUGCAGUUUAUAGUUAUUUACAAAUGUAAGCUUUGGUACAAGCUGACCUUUCUAUAGUGUGCUGCAUUGGUACAUUUAAAACAAAACAGAAAAAGUGGGGCAAGUGUUGGAUUCAGUUCCAUGUAAAUUGCCAGCAUCAGCUUAGGGGAAAAAAAAAAGUACAUGUUACAUAUCGUACCAUUUUAAACUGUUCAACUUCCUUUGUACCUUCUGGCUGUAUGCUUUUCUCUUUUAACUUUUUAUAUUGUCAUUUUAUAUUCAAUUUCUGUGUAUAUAAUGUAAAACCACACUUUUUUUGAAUAAAAUUUAGUUCCUGCAGCUUGAGUUAAAUAGAGAAAUUUUACUGGCACCUGCAUCUUCCCGGAUGCAUGUACUCAAAGGAACUAUCUGACAAAACAAAUAAAUAAAUAAAUAAAAAUAAAGCAAGCAAUGCACUAUGAAUUAUACAUUUUGAUGUUUUAUCAUUAAUAUUGUACAGUACAUUUUUUUUGGUUCACACAAUUAAAUCCACUGUUUUCUCAAGUGUAAAAUAAACCCACAUGCAGUUCUUGAUUUAUGUAUAUUGUGAUGUCGUCAUUACUUUGCCUUUGAGGUCUUCAUUUCAGCAGCGAAGAGGUUUCAGCCUGAAGUAUGUUUGGAGUCAUUUGUGUAUUCUAAUAUGCUGCGUUCUGUUGCAUAUGUAUUAGUGAUACCUCAGAAUGUUAUUGCAAUGGUUUACAGAUGCUCAUGGAUGCAAACUUGUGAUUUUACUGGUUAGGAAUGAGCAGUGUGUUCAUCCCUGAAAUGUACGACCUUUUAAAAUGUUGCCCUGCCUCAAGCUGUAUAUAAACUCAUAAUAGGUACCCAGCUGUCUGUUGUCUGGGUCCCAUUUGUGAAAGAUUGCUCAUCACAUGCCUGCGUCCUUCUGGUGGCCCUUCAGAUGCAGAUCCCAUCAGCCUCAGACAACAGAGAUUAUGGGAAUUGCUGUCCAACAGCAUAUGGAAAGCCACAGGUUCCCCACUAUUCUAGUGGCUAUAAAGCUUCCAGCUCACUUCAGAUGGCAGGGGGAAAUACAUUAGCAGGCCACAUUUCUCAUAAUUUCCCACCCUCUCUCUGAACAUUUAGAUUCUUUCUGCUGUUGAUUACCUAAAGCACAAAUCUUCAGACAGUGGGUCAGGAGGACCCCCAGGUAGUUUGCGAAGCCAAAGCAGGUGGGUCAUAGUAAAACUGUUGCCACCAUGUUGGACUCCAGCUUAGGCUGACCGAACCAAACAGCCACUAUAUACAUGUCUAGAAUAAGACACUUUCUCCUGAUGAGAUGCUCAUUUUAUCAUUAUCCAUGAGUACUACCAUUUCUUAAUAAGAUACACAUUUCUGGCCAACCACAUUCUCAUGCCUUUUUACUAAAGUGCAAAUCAAAAGUGAAAGUGGGAUCCCAUAGGGAUUCAAAGAUGGGCCUUUGUUCUGCACCAAGUCUGGACCAGUUGAAGACCACUGCCAUAGAGUGGCAGUGGGAAUUAGGGAUCACGCCAAUGUCAAACUCUAAGAAUAUGAAAGGAAUGUGAAAGGAGUAAAUGUAUUGGGCUAUAAGAAUAUGAAAAAGUGACUCACCUUCAUUGCAGGUUUUGGUUAAACCACAGAGCCUAGGGCUUGCCGAUGAGAAGGUCGGUGGUUCGAAUCCCCGUGACAGGGUGAGAUCCCGUUGCUUGGUCCCUGCUUCUGCCAACCUAGCAGUUUGAAAGCACCUCAAAGUGCAAGUAGAGAAAUAGGUACCGCUCCAAGCGGGAAGGUAAACGGCGUUUCCGUGCGCUGCUCUGGCUCGCCAGAAGCGGCUUAGUCAUGCUGGCCACAUGACCUGGAAGCUGUACACCAGCUCCCUCGGCCAGUAAAGCGAGAUGAGCGUCGCAACCCCAGAGUCGGCCACAACUGGACCUAAUGGUCAGGGGUCCCUUUACCUUUACCUUAAGCAGAGCUUGGAUGGCCAUCUGUCAGGGAUUCUUUAGCUGUGAUUCUUGCAUUGUCUAUCAGAGAUGCAUUUACCAGCUCUGAAGUCCAAAUGUUGCACUCAGAUUUUAAUACCUGGGAAGGGUCAGGAUGCAUGGAGCAAAUGGUGGAGCUCAAAACUCCAGGAAGCUUGUCCACAUCCUUAGGCUACACAAAUGAAUCCUGUCUAACAAAUCAUGACAGCGUGGUGUCCUGACUACAUCCGUCUCUUGAUUCUGUCAAAACUACACCAUCCAAGUUGGUAUGAAUGCGAGUGGUUUUUCUCUGCAAAAUGUAAUCUAAAUUGGUCACAGCAGUCUUUUGAGUCCUCUGACCUCUUACCACCUGUUCUCCCAACCCUUGCUACCCAGAAGAGCUCCACUGGCCGACAUUGUGUAGAUGCAAUUGUGGAAAAGUAAGAUUUCUUUGCUACCAUCUCCACUGCAGAGUAAGUGCUAAAUCUGUUUCUCACCCAUGUCCAUGAAAAGGUUUAACUUUGUCAGAUAAAGAUCUGCUCAUGACAAUGGAGAAUGUCUGGCUACCCCAGUCACGGAUCAAUAUAGUCCUAAACCAGAACAUGAAAUAAGAUCUAAAGUGUGUCCUGUCGCAUGUGUUGGACUGUAUGUCAUUUGACACAUAUCCAUGGUUGUUAUAGCAGCCAUAAAAUCCCAAGCCAACCCAUUUAUGUUACAGGCUCCCAAAGACCAUAAGUUUUGGGAUCCUCAACAGCACUGCCAGCUCAGACAGACAGAAUGUUAGGCAGCGGAAUAGUGCAAUAACAGAAACUCAAUCCUGUCUUGAGUCCCUAGGAGCAGCUACAGACCCUUACAAGUGGCUGAUCAGGUGUCUUGCCAGGAAGAUGGAAUCUGUAAAGAUACAGAUACUGCACCCAUCCCUACCCCUCAAACUGCUUGGUGUUGUGUCUCUGAUACCUGGUGGACACACCAGGGAGAUAUUUACAUCUCACUCUUCAUUCCAUGAAGUCUUAAUGCUAGAAACACAGUCAGCAUGCUCAUCCUAGAUCAAAUCAGGGAUUGUUAACACCUUUCCCUUACACAACAUGGUGCUUGCAAGCAGCACUUUCAGACCCAAGGGAGCUGUAGUUAAGCCAGCAGAUUUACUAAGGUUGAGUAACAGUGGAGAUGGCACAGAGAUGUCUGACUUGCCUCCCGUCCAUUGUCACCUCUGCCUCCCACUGCCAUAGCACCUUCUGUCCUUUGUGGUGGUCUUUCCUGACUCCCUGUUCGUUUCUCACCCUUAAACUCCAUUAUCUUAACAUCCCUUAACACGAAAACAUGCCUAAUACUGCUGGUGAAACACACCCAUAUUGUUAACAAGCCUACAACAGAGGACAGGCAGGAGCAAAAUGAGGAGUAACUCCCAAUCUACUUAUUUCAAUGAUUCUUCAGUAGCUGAAAGCCCUUUAGUGGCUGAAAGCCCUUACACCAUACUUCAAUGCUUGUUCAUGCAAUGCAUUUGAAAAAAUGAUGCAUAACAUUUCCUAAAGGUAAAUUAACAGCAGAAUUUCACUAGGGUAAAGUAGGCCCCAAGCUUUGUACGCUUUUCUUGCAAAGUAGGGAUGCAUAGUUUUGCAUAGUGUAGAAUUAUUUAAUACCUGUAAAGAU
Zootoca vivipara (common lizard) is the source of this 9616-nucleotide messenger RNA. It is a transcript of the gene TSHZ1, whose product is annotated as teashirt zinc finger homeobox 1. NCBI's taxonomy places the organism in Eukaryota, Metazoa, Chordata, Lepidosauria, Squamata, Lacertidae. Gene Ontology annotation, cellular component: nucleus. Gene Ontology annotation, biological process: regulation of transcription by RNA polymerase II. Gene Ontology annotation, molecular function: DNA-binding transcription factor activity, RNA polymerase II-specific; DNA binding. The record is from RefSeq and is a predicted model, not a curated record.